UAGUCCGCCCCGUCGGAGCCAUCCGGCUCUGCUAUAGGCGGGUGAUCCCGCGUGGGGGUUUCCAUGGAGACAAGUCGCUAGGCGCCCGGCUCGUGUGUGGGAGCCGAGCUCAGACCUAGCAGGGAGCCCCGGAGCGAGAAGCCGGGAGGCUGAGGUCAGCGCCCGUCUGGAGUCUGGACCGACACGCGAGGGGGCCACCACCCGAGGGGGUCUCUGCUGUGGACGGGAGCGGGAACGGCUCGCAGGUCCCAGGAGCCCUCGGGGAGAAAAGGUGGGCUGGGAAGCAGCCAGGCAAGCAGGCAGAAGCCCCGGAGCCUCGUCUGUUCCAUGCCCAGCAAGGAGCUCCUCUCUCGCCCUCGGGAUCCAAGGGGCACAGGUGCCAUCUCCACGGGCCACCAUCUGGCUCUAGAGCCAGCAGGGCUGACCUGAGGAGGCCAGUCUCCUGGGUCAGGGAGGCUCAUUGGGGGAAGAGGAGGAGCUGGAGACAGCAUCAGCUCCAGCCCUGGCAGGGGGAAUCCUCAUCCAGCGAGCUCUGGUCCGAACCCCGGGAGGCCAGUCUCGUGGGCAGGGGCCUAGGCGGUGGCCAUGUCUUCCUGGAGCCCACUGGGCAGAGGCGGUGGCCUUCGUCCUGCCAGCAGCCUGCCUUGGCUAUGAGGAUGGGCAGUGGUGGGUCCUCGGGCCGGGAGGAGCGGCUGCCAUCAGCUGCGGAAGAGCAGUUGAGCGGUGGGGAUCAGAUGCUGGAGCUCUCUGGGCGCUACUUGAAGAGGCUGCCCUUGCCGGUGUGUGCCCUGAGCACCCUGCAGAAGCUCUACAUCAGUGGCACAGGGAUAACAGAGCUGCCUGAAGAAAUAGAAGGGCUGCAGGAGCUGCGCAUCCUGGCCCUGGACUUUAACAAGCUGGAGGAAGUGCCUGAGGCCCUGUGCCGCCUGCCCCACUUGACCCGCCUGUACCUGGGCAGCAACCGCCUCUUUGGCCUUCCGGAGGAAUUCUGCCAGCUCACAACCCUCCGUUGCUUGUGGAUCGAGAGCAACUACUUGUACCACUUCCCCCGGGUCUUGCUCCAGAUGCCUGGACUGCAGUCCCUGCAGAUGGGGGACAACCGGCUCAAGACACUGCCCAGUGGCCUGCCACGCAUGAGGGGACUACGUGGGCUCUGGCUGUAUGGGAACCGCUUUGGGGAGUUCCCAAAGUCUUUGCUUCACAUGACCCAGCUUCACAUCCUUGACCUUGACCGCAACAAGCUGACAGAAUUCCCUGACCUGAGCCACCUGCGGAGGCUUCGGCUCUUCUCCUAUGACCACAACCCGGUGGAAGCCCCACCCAAAGUGGCCGACACUGUCCUUGUGGUGGGGGAGGGGGCUCAGGAGUUUCUGGAGGCUCGGGAGGAACGUCUCCAGGCCCUUCGGGAGCAGGAAGAGGAAGAGCAGGAGGAGAACGAGUCUGAAGUUCUGCAGGCCAAUAUGAAAAAUGAUUCUUCCAUGUUGGAUGAUGGAGAGGGUAGUUACUCUGCUCUGGAAUGCUCUCCAGAGGAGACAUGAAAUAGCUACAGUGAUAACAUGGCUGCUCCUCAAAAAAAAGCUGGUGGAUAUUAUUAAGCUUUUGUAUCUACAACUGCCUCACAGGGAAUUAGGAGAUGAGCAUACACUGCCCUCAGGAGCCACCAUCUCCAAGGCAGGGUGAUGGGCAACUGUUGACCAUGGUGAUCCCUUGUAAAGAAGACAGGACAGUAACUCAUCAGAAGGCUUGCUGUCUUUUUUUCUUUGUGGAACCAUGGGCAGUCUUAGCCCAUAUAAACUGUAAUAAUCUGUGGGUAGUUUGUGAGCAUCUAAUCCUAAAGUGCAAGGGAUGAGGUGGGAGGUGGGGGCAAAUUAUUCUCAUGCUGGAUAAUUUACUUCUACCAAAUCUUUGAAAUGCUAGUCCUCUUGACCCCGAGACAACGCAUGGGUAAUGGUCACAUCAUGGUAAAAAAGUGUAACCCACCUCUGUCUGGGCAGUAAUCACCUCUUUGGGCUUUCUGCAGGAUUCUGCGAAGAUUUGAAGUGACUUUCCUGUAGUGUGGGCAAUCCUCUUUCUAGUUGUCUGGCAUGCUACAAUGAGCCUCGACAACAAGUCAGGAUAAAGCCAUCUUGUUUUCCCCCUCAGCCCCCCUACCCUCACCCACCUUGAACUCUGAGCCCUGGAAUAUUGCAGAGUUGAGAAUGUGAAUGUGACAUCUUCUUUCAUCCCAGGAAUUUUUAUCCUACUACUGGAAUUAGACUUGGAGAGAAGCCUCCCCUGGACUGCUCCUUCCGGCUGUCAGGUUUGAGAAGCUCAUGUGAAGCCUUUGUUUGUGCAGAGAGCUCUCCGUCCAGGACAGAGCUUUGCCUCCACGCUUUGUAUGGUGGGAAAGGAGCCUUGUGCGUUGCCCUGCUGCUUUUCCUGACUUUUUAUUCCCUUAAAAGGACACAGAAGCGAAACUGGUAUGACCUGGGCCACUGCAGACUUGUUGGGGGUCUUGGGUUAGAAGGGUGGCAGCCACAGGACUUUUCCCCUGUCUUGGAAGGCGGCUGGUUCCUUUUUGUGGGGGCCUCUCGGGCUAGAUUUGUAUUAAAUCUAAGCAAUAAAAGCAUAUGAAAGAAGGGAGAGCGAGGAAGGAGGAAUGGGUGGACAGGGGCACAAAUUCUCAGGGAGAUUGCUCCAAAAACAGGAGACCAAAGCUGCUGGGCGGGAUUGGAGGCUAUUUUUAAAGAGUGUUGUGAACAAAAUUAUAACACCUGGUGAAAGGAAGCAAGUUUCUCAGGCAUUCAUGUUGAGAGAAAUCUAUAUUAAAAAGCAGUCUUUCCUCUGCCUGUUUCUGAUCUUUUGCAACCCCCUUCCCUCUUUCUGUCUUCCUGCUUCUCCCUGAUAUCUCUGUGCUCUCCCCCUUCUCUUCCCCUGCAUAGCUUUCCUUCCUUUCUUCUCCAGUACACGCUUCUUUGUCAGCUGCAUUCACUCUCUCUCUGGACUGGUUCCACUUCAUUCUGCCUCAACCUCAAUGUCUACAUUGGCAUGGCAUGGCUUGGCUCUCUAUGCACUAUCAAAGUUAACAUCUUUGUCUUGGAUGAAUUUCAAAGUAGUAAUGGACACUGAUGCUGUGUCUCCUGUUUUAUUACAGUUUAUUCCUGUUCUGUUGGCAGGUUGCAUUAUGCUACUUCUGCCAUCUCUUUCCCCCCCUAUAUAUACCACCCCACCCACAUCUCGUUUUGAAGUUUCUGAUGGAGUGGGAAAGGAUUCUUUUUAUUUGGAAAGUUGUGCAAAGAGAUUGCAUGCAGAAUAUCAGUAUCACACCUUCCUUUUGGAUUGGUUACAGAUAAGUGAUUCAUACAAAAUGUUUUCACACUCUUAUUAGUCUAGCCACAUGAUUACCCUAUUUUUUGAGAAGUCUGUUUGAGAUAGAUCUUUGGUCAUCACGCACCUGGGAACUUCAUAUGCAGUUUCCACCUGAUAGCCAUGUGGUGCUGUUCAUAAUUGCACUCCACUGAAUUACUGGCAAUUAUUGUCAGAAUCCAGAUCCAUUUUUAGCAUCAUAGAGUGUACUGCAGAAGUGGUGCCAAUUGUGUGAAUAGGCUUCUGUUUGAACUCUUGCUUUGCAUUUUGUCAUGACUGACUGCAAGCUUGGCAAGAACCAGGUUGAGCUUUACACAUUCCAUCCCAACUAGGUCAGUGUUUCCCAAACUUUUUUCUUUCAUUAAGAGGCUAAGCACUUGAGUCUUUUUUUAUUGUGAUAACCACCUUUGAUUCUCACUUAGAAGUAAUUACCAAUGAGCCUGCAGUGCUGAAUAGUCCCCAUCACAACAUUUGGAAGCCCGUUCAGCUCAAGUUUCUCAUGACAAUGGGCUCCAUUUCAGUGUUUGAGAGAUACAGAUUACUUUUGAGAGUGAAAGGCCCUGCUGUUCACUUCAUUGUAACAUUAUGUCCUUGUAGCUAAUAAGUUUCCUUUCUAGGAUGUUAUGCAGUAUUCUAGAGGACUUGAAAGAAGCACAUAUUGGCAGCAUACCACAAACAUUCCUCUUAGUGUUAAGGACAGUCCAUCUUUGACCAAGGUUCCCUUGUUCGCUAAGCAUUGAGAGGUAUGAGAAGGUUAGUUAUGGAAAAUGCGAUGGGGAAAGGUACAACAGCUUUCCCAACAAGUUGGCAUGGCCCUUACAUUGGAUAACAACUGAGUAUAUUCAUGAUAAAACUAAUUAGCAAAAAAGAAAUGCAUUUCUGACAACUUCUUUGAAAUCAGUGCAUGUUUUAUUAUUCUUCAACUCAAUGUUAUUGGGGUUAAUGUAUGCUUGAUUUAUAGCUUGUUCCCAUACUAGGCCCAUUUAAUGGUGCUUUUCUGAGAUUAGCUGGAAACAGAAUUAAAACAAUCAUUACUCAUGGCGCUUAAUAUAGUGCUAUAUUAACUGCAAUGCCCAUCCCUAUGGUGAAGACCCUCCUAUUGUGUUUACUCAGAAGUAAGACUUACUAUGCAAAGAUCACCUGCAACUUUAAUUAGAAGCUUCCCCAUUGUAGCUUUGACCUCUAAUUGUUUUCUUUUCAUCAUGACCCUUGAGAUUACUGAUUAAUUGCUAUUUUGUGGUUUAAAAAGUGAAAGAAAAAUGAAUGGGAUAAAAAUAAUAUUUAAAAUGUUGACUGGUGGGGAAUAGGAACUGAUUAAUGAAACAGCAAUUAAUCAGUAAUGCCCUAACCGCGCUGAAGAGGAAGCAAUUACAGGCAAAAGCUGCAAGCAAGAAGCUUCUGAUUAAAAUUCCUAAAAAUCUCAAUAGUGCUUUACUUGUCCACAGAGAAAGCCAGUGUUGAGUUAUUUUAUUGUCCUUUUAAAAAUGUAGAAUAUCACAAAUUAGGUCUGGGGCAAAUUGAUGCAAAUCAGGUCCACAGAGAAGAGGAGAAUGCAAUGGGUUGGCAGCAGUGUCUGAAUUCUGUUUAAAAAGCGAGUUAACCAAGGAUGGCAAUUCCAGAGUUUACGGUUAGCGUGGAAGCAACUAUAGUCUGCACUUGAGGCACAGAAAAAUAAUAAAAUCAUUAAACCCAAUUCAGUUUUUAAAACAACCCUCACUUGCUUUCCCUGGCCACUGAAAGCCAAGUUAAAUUGAAAUAACUUGCCCUGCUUUGAGAGCAUGCUCACUCAGGCCCUAUUAAGUCUCCAGGGGAAGGGUAUUCCACAGUUAAAGUGCAGCCACUAAGAACACCUCUUUGUGAGUGUUGUGAAUGAGGGUGCUCCUGAACAGUCUUUGAAGUUGUGAUGAAACAGGGAUGGAGGCAGUUGAUCAGGUAUGUUGGACCUAGUCUGUUUAGGGCUUUAUAAGUCCUAACUAACACAUUAACAGUGUGAUCCUAUACAUUACUGGGACAUAAACCCCAUUUGAAUUCAGUGGGACUUAAUCUCAGGAAAGUGUGUAUAGGAUUGUAGCCUACAUUUAGUCUGAAAGGCAGUAAAGAGCUGGUGCUGAUGCUGGAUCCUGGGUGUCAUAUGCUUUCAGUGAGUAAUCUCCAUCAGAAAGUGGAAUGAAAUGGUUUUCAACCAAUUGAAGCUUCUGUAUUGCUUUUGCGGACUGACCCACAGAGAACACAUUACAGCAGCCUCAAAUAAAAAUUGUGAAGUAUGAAUUCUGGUCUGCGCCUAAAAGAAAAGGUGACGGGAUCUGAAGGAAACCAUUCAUGGCUGCAACUUGAGUGUCUAGACUUGGAGAAAUGAAUCCGGAGCGCCUAAAGGCUAUGAGCCUGACUGUCAAGAAGGGACUGAAGAUCAUCCUUGAUUGGAGUCCAAAUUCCAUCCAAGUCACAAGGCCCUCCACUCUUUCUUAUCAUGCCUGGAUUUAAUUUCAGUCAGCUCACCUUAUCCAGCUCCCCAAAGUUUGCUACAUACCUAAAUUUGUUUACAUAACAAUGUUUUUAAGAAAUAAAGGUCAAACUUGUAUGUCACUUCUCCAAGAAAUACUCAAAAGUGUUGAGCUAUACACAGCUGUGCUCAGAGUUGAAACCUGUUUAGCUCCAGCACCACCUAUGGUGUAAAUGUCAGUGCUGGGUUUUCCAGAGAUUUGGACAAUCGAGAGCUGGUGUAACAUGGUGACUGGAAAGCUUGAGUUAGGAAUCGGGUGAAGCCGCUUCCUCUGUGCCUGUAAGAGGGGGAUAAUAAUGCUGACCUCUUUUUCAAGGUCAUUGUAGGGACUACAAGAUGAUAAUUUAUAUUCACUUUAUUUUUUUAUCCAAGCAAAAUGCACAGAGUGCCU
This is a messenger RNA of Rhineura floridana, 6236 nucleotides long. RefSeq names its product leucine rich repeat containing 10B (gene LRRC10B). Gene Ontology annotation, molecular function: protein binding. The coding region runs from base 651 to 1538 and encodes 295 amino acids. The transcript has a single exon. The record is from RefSeq and is a predicted model, not a curated record. Lineage: Eukaryota; Metazoa; Chordata; Lepidosauria; Squamata; Rhineuridae.